This is a messenger RNA of Loxodonta africana (African savanna elephant), 3060 nucleotides long. RefSeq names its product RAB6A, member RAS oncogene family (gene RAB6A). Bases 440 to 1066 code for a protein of 208 amino acids. NCBI's taxonomy places the organism in Eukaryota, Metazoa, Chordata, Mammalia, Proboscidea, Elephantidae. The record is from RefSeq and is a predicted model, not a curated record. Gene Ontology annotation, biological process: vesicle-mediated transport. The transcript has 8 exons. Gene Ontology annotation, molecular function: GTPase activity; GTP binding.
GGAGGCGGGGGCGGCGGCGGCAGCGGCAGCUGGGGAGCUGAGGCGCUGCGUUUGAGAGGUCCCAGGCGCGUCUGCGGCUCCGGGUCCGUCACCCUCCGCCUCUUUCAUCCCAGUCUUCGUGCCGGGUGCCGCGGCUGACAAGGGCGCUAACCUUGGGAACCCCGAGCACACCGGUGACUGCUUCCGACACCGCCCUCCUUCCCCUUCCAGCCGCGGGCCUCUCUAGGUGCUAGGCGACUCUGUGGGGAGGCGGCGGCGACGGCUCCGUGGCGUUCUGUUGAGGAGUCCUCACGUCCAGCCUUGCUUCUCCGCCGGGCCCUGCAGGGGCCGAGAGAGCGCGGCUUCUGCCCUUCCUCUCGCCUUUUUCGUCUGUCGGUUGGAGCAGCGUCGGCGCGGGAGGUCUCUGGACAGAGGCGGCGGUAGCUCCUCCGGCUCCAUCAUGUCCGCGGGCGGAGACUUCGGGAAUCCGCUGAGGAAAUUCAAGCUGGUGUUCCUGGGGGAGCAGAGCGUUGGAAAGACAUCCUUGAUCACCAGAUUCAUGUAUGACAGUUUUGACAACACCUAUCAGGCAACAAUUGGGAUUGACUUUUUAUCAAAAACAAUGUACUUGGAAGAUCGAACAAUCAGGCUGCAGCUGUGGGAUACUGCGGGUCAGGAACGUUUCCGUAGCCUCAUUCCCAGUUACAUCCGUGAUUCUGCUGCAGCCGUAGUAGUUUACGAUAUCACAAAUGUUAACUCAUUCCAGCAAACUACGAAAUGGAUUGAUGAUGUCAGAACAGAAAGAGGAAGUGAUGUUAUCAUCAUGCUAGUAGGAAAUAAAACAGAUCUUGCUGACAAGAGGCAAGUGUCAAUUGAGGAGGGAGAGAGGAAAGCCAAAGAGCUGAAUGUUAUGUUUAUUGAAACUAGUGCAAAAGCAGGAUAUAAUGUAAAGCAGCUCUUCCGACGUGUUGCAGCAGCAUUGCCUGGAAUGGAAAGCACACAGGACAGAAGCAGAGAAGACAUGAUUGACAUAAAACUGGAAAAGCCUCAGGAGCAACCAGUCAGUGAAGGAGGCUGUUCCUGCUAAUCUCCCCCAGCAUCUUCAGCCCUUCUCCAGAAGCUCACUGCUUUGGUCCCCUUACUCUUUCAUUGACUGCAGUGUGAAUAUUGGCUUGAACCUUUUCCCUUCAGUAAUAACGUAUUGCAAUUCAUCAUUGCUGCCUGUCUCGUGGAGAUGACCUAUUAGCUUCACAAGCACAAAAAAGUCAGUGUCUUCAUUAUUUAUGUUUUACAAAAAGCCAAAAGAUUUCAGCAUAUUCCAGUAAUAACUUUAAAAAUUAGGUACAUUUUCUUAACAUUGUUUUCCUUUUUUAAUGUUAUGAUAAUAUACUUCAAAAUGAUGAAAAUCUCAACAGUAUGAGUAUGGCUUGGUUAAGGAGCAGUAUGUUCACAGCAGCACUUGCCUACCUACAUGAUCUUUCCCUUCCUUUCUCAACUCUUCCGUUCCCUAUUCUCACCCUCCCUUCCUCAAAACAAACAAUGUGGCAAAGCAGCCAUAAGACCAAGCCCAUUGGAAUUAUCUUUCAAUUUUAGGAAUACCACUUCUAUUAGGCCUUUUGGGCCAAAAUGUCCAAAAUAAUUCUUGAGCACUGAUACAGAUUACUUAACCUUCUUUGAGGUCAAAACUUAGUUAUCAUAGUGGGCAGUGCUUCAAUAAGAAAAGGGUUCUGAUACAUCUUCAAAAUGAGUCCUAAUGAACAUACUGAGUACUUAUAAGUAGAGGAACAUAAAAUGUAUUUCUGACCACAACAAAUGACCCUUUCACAUGUGCUUAAUUAGACUCUGGGAGAGAGAUGUGAACAAAUGCUUCGGUAUAGGUUUUUAAUAUUUAAUUCUUUAUUGUGAAAAUCACAAAGUCGUCCUGAACUAUUGCUCCCAAGAUUUUACAGUUUUCAAGUUACAGCUAUUACUGUUUGUUAGAAAAACCUUUUAAAGCAAUAGAUUUCUCUUGGGUUUUCUUUCUUUCUUUCUUUUUUUAAAUGCUGUGCAGGCAAGGCCCUUUUGAAGAACCACCAGUGGAAGAAUUUUAAUUUGGCACCAUGAUCAAAACUAGUAUAACUAAUAGAAACAGUGAUAUCUAAAGCUUACCAGUAAAGAACCUUCAGCAGAAUAGCAGAUACUUUACUCAGGACAUUUGAGGUCAAAUUGAAGAAGGAAACAGUUUUUUCUUUUUUGUUUGUUUUUAAUAGGCAGAUUUGAAAAAGCAUACAGAGAAGAGGGGAAAGAGAAUGGAAAUAAAAUUUAAUAUUAUGCAGACUUAUGCCUUAUUUUUUAGUUUUUCUUUUAUUUGUUGGGUUGGUCAGGCUGGUUUUGUCUUUUAUUAGAUCUGUAGAUCUGUAUAGUUUGGAUAAUUAACUAGUGAUUUAGUUUUAUAUUUAAGCUACAAUUAAUCUUUUUUCUUUGGUGAUAUUUAUUUCUUUGCCUUUUUUUUUUAACUACUCAAUUUUUGGACGUUUUGUUCAGUACUUAGUGCUUGAUCACCGUGGCAAUAUGUAUUUCCCUUAAAACACUGUAAACACAUAUACUAGGAGUGUACCCUUUUAAUCUUUACUAGUUGUUGUGAGAUUGCUGUGUAAGUUAAUAAACACAUUUGUAAAUACAUUGUUUGCAGGAAGAAAAUUCCUGAGUUACAGCUCAGGAAUGUCCUGUUAAAUUUAUGUUGUAAGCAUUACUUAACACAGUAUAAAGGUGAAAAGACAACAAAAAUAUCUUCAUACUUCCUCAUCCCCUCAUUGCAACAAAACCCUUUACCUGGGAACCUUAUUCCCCUCGCUUUCUUCGUCCUCCUCCACUUCCCACUUAUUGUCACCUUGUAAUAUUCAGAGAGCACUUGAAUUAUUGACCUGAAUAGAGAAAUGUUUUCAGAUACUCAUUAGCCCACAUACCAGUAACUUAUGCUCAAAGACAAGAUGGAGUUGUAAAGUGCUUUUAUAAUGCAAUAUUAAUUGUUAAAGGCAAGGGUUGGCUCUUUUGUUUUAUUUUGACAUGGCAUGUCCUAAAAUAAAUAUCAAUUCAAUAUGG